Molecule: messenger RNA, 1470 nt
Organism: Chrysoperla carnea
Lineage: Eukaryota; Metazoa; Arthropoda; Insecta; Neuroptera; Chrysopidae
Exons: 5
Coding region: 42-1298 (418 amino acids)
Source: RefSeq, a predicted model, not a curated record
UUACAUUAUUAUAAUUAAAAACAUUAUUAAAAUAUUAAACCAUGGACUACAAGUAUCGGUUGGUGAUUUUUACCGAAAGUAAGAAAGAAGAAUUAGAAAUUGAUAUUGUGCCAACGUCAUGGUUCGAUUUUGAUGGUGACCAUGAUGUGUUAAAAUGUCGAUUCAUGCCAAAAAAAAAAGACGACGAUCCAUAUGAUAAAGAAGAAUUGGAUUUAUUGACCCGGAUGAUCAUCAAUUGUGAUGAUCCAUUGCCUAGCUGGCCUUUGUUUAGUGUCGAAGUGCGAGGAAGGGCACGUUCAUAUGAAGAUGCUUUAAUGAAAGUAACGAUUUUAGAGAAAAAACCGUAUGCAUUUUCGACCGAUAGUGAAGUAAAGGCUAAAGAAAAAGCUCAACAAGAUGAGAAAAUUUUAAAAUUCAAAACGGCGUCAGUUAAACAAAAACUGAAAGAAAAUAUUCGUGACGUCAUGGUUGAUUUAGAGGAUAUUGAACACAGCGAAUCUACUUUAUCGACACUUUCGAAUAGUGGCAACAACGUACGCAAAACCACUUCCAGGAAAAACAAAUAUACAACACAAAAAAAUUCCGAUGGCAUUAAGUAUAGUACAAAAAAACAGGCUAAAAAAUUCACUUUCAAUAAUUCUGACGAUUCUGCUAGUAUCAGUUCAUAUGAAGAAGAGGGGGCUGGUACGAAAUUUAAACCAUUUUUAUCACCAUCAAAAAAUCCAUCUAAUAAAGGCAAAAUUUCAAAAAAAUUAACUUUUAAAAAACAAUAUAAUGAUACAUUGGCAGAGAAAAAAGUUUCUUCUGAUGAUAGUAGUCCUUCUACAAUUCAAGAAGACCGAGAUUUUACAAAAUCUAAAAUACAUUCAACGAAAAAUUCAUCUAAUAUACCUACAGAACAAAUACAUAGUACUAAAAAACCGGAAGGUGGAAAUGCUUUUGAACAUUAUUUAUUGGAUAUGUUUGAGGAUUUUGUUAAGACGUAUGGCCGAGCGCAGCGAGAAAUGCAGUCAAAAAUUGUUGAUUUAAGUUUGGCUAUGCAAGAAGUGAAGGAUGCAGUCAUGUGUCGAGAUUUAGCUCAACAAUUCACCACAACAAAAGCAGUUCAAGGCAAAAAAGUUUUGAAGGAUUUUGCAUUCUACCAAUAUUUAAAAGAGGCAAUGUCUACAAUAUUCAAGGAAGAUGAUGGUGGAAUUCUGAAUGACAAUACAUUCAAAGGAGCAGUGAAAUCGGUGAUGAACAAUGUUAAAGAUUGGGAUGGUCAGGGUAGCGUGCGGAAACAAGCCUCUAAAAAAUAAAAGUUUAUUUAAGGAUGGAUACCCAAUAUUAAAUUUGAAGUUAUUUUAUUCAAUUUAAAGUAUGUUGAAGAAUAAACUCCACUCUUUCGAUUACAUGGAAAAAAAUAGUACUUUUCCGUGGGUUUAAGAGAAAUAAUCGAAAUUGAAAGCGUCAUUUAACACCGGGUUAUUU